ACCUGUAUGUAAUUUAAUUUUUUUUGUCAAGGCAAUCUUUAAAAUUAAGUUUUGUCAUUUGUAGGUAUGGCCAUGGAUUGGCAGUUGCUGGAAACAUUGCAUUCAUAUUUGGAGGCUGUACCAGUAUGAAAGGUGAGCAGCCCAAGUAUUUUAGUGACUUCUACAUGCUUACAGAGCCUCGAAAGAGCAGAGACCAUGCAACAGCAGAAACAAAACAAGUAACUCCUUCUGAUCUAACUUGGGAAAUAAUACCACAAAGUGGAUACAUUCCAUCUUCCAGAGAAGGGCAUUCCAUGUGUAUUAUGAAAGGAAAAGUCUAUUUGUUUGGAGGCCGGUCUCACCACCUUGUACAAGAAUGCUUACCUGGAAUGUAUUGUUUUGAUAUAGAGUCCUUAACAUGGGAGAAGCUGCAGAUAAAUGGCAUUGCACCAUGUACUUUGAACCACAGUGCAGCAUUGGUUGGGGACAACAUUUUUGUCUUUGGUGGAAUUCAGAAUGGAGCCGUUUCUGAUAACCUGUUCAUGUUUAACACAGUAUCUCUGACUUGGACUCCAGUUAAAACAGUUGGCUUGACUCCAGCUCCCAGGUAUGCCCACACCUUUGCUGCAGUUGGAGAAUUUCUCUAUUUAUUUGGGGGCACUGCGUGUGAGAAUUUAUAUUUUAAGGAUAUCCAUGUGCUUGAUACAGUAUCAUUAACAUGGAGCCAAUGUGAGGUCAAAGGUGAAGGAUCAUCUGGCAGGGGUUUCCAUACCUUCACACCGCACCAUGAUAAGGACAUUUAUGUAUUUGGUGGAUCUUAUCACACUCAAGGGGGAAAUAUAACAACUUUAAAUGAUGUUGUGAAAUUAAGCCUUGCAAAAAUGAAGUGGAAGAUGCCUUUAUAUGUUGGAAUUCCCCCUGAACGUAGGCACAGCCAUACGGCAUUCCUUCUUCAUAGUCAUCUUUACAUUUUCGGUGGAGUUAAUGAGGAGCAGGAAUUUAAUGACAUAAAGGCAAUGAAACUAAUAAAUCCAUCUGACAGACAACCAAUGAUGAAAGAGAUUCUGUCAGAAUUUGGAAUCAAUGAAGUUGGUUACAGGUUUUCACCUACAAGGAUCCCCAAGGUAAAAUAUGAAUUGGCAGUCUGCCCAUUUCCUGCACGAGCAGACUCACCACCACCUGUGCCAGCAACAGAAUCCAGGGAUUUGAGUUCCAUUUACAAGCAAGCUAUAGAAAUGAUCACAAAUGCUUUCGCUAUGCUGGACGUGGAGUUUCAGAAACUUGAUAUUGAGAAAGGAGAACUUGCACGGGCCAAAAUAGCUUUUCAGCAAGAAAAAGAGGCUUACAAUAAGCAAUACAAAAAUCAGCAACAGGAACUUCAGGAGAUGCUAGAAAAACAUAAAUUUCAGAAUGAAGCCUGGCUUAAAACACGGGCUGAGCAAAAUGAUCGAGAAAAACAAGUGCUGUUCAGACAAAGGGCAGAAUUGCUUCAGGAACAAGAGAAGUUGCGUGAAGAGCAGAAAAACCUUCAAAUGCGUAGUCAGCAGCUACUCUCCUUAAUGCAGCAAUUUAAGGGAAUGUGAGGAGUAACAUUGAGAAUUAAAAAUGUUUAAAAUUGCCCUAUUUUGUCAGCCUUUCCUUCUUCUAUUCUUAGGUACCAAAAUUCUGCAAAUAGGUAGCAAAUAGGUAUGAGAAAAGUCAAGGUAGUAUUGACACGCAGUCUUAUAAGGAAUAAGAUGGAAGCUUUAUCUAUUUGUAAGUUUUCCUUAAUAGGACUGUAUUUAAGUGGCUGACUUACUCCUCACUAUGAAUUCUAAAUUUCUACAUAUUUCUUUGUUCAGCUGAAAAUCUUUGAUGUUUUAACUUGAGCCCCCAAGCCUGCUCCACCUUUCAAGCAGGCCUUGACUCCACUUUUUGUCCCUGAUAACCCUCGACUCGCUUUCAUUUAUUUGUUGAUGGGCAUGUUUGGCAUCCAGGAGGGCAAUUAGGACUUAAUCACAAUGCUGUGGAUCUGAAGUCACAUGUUGCCAGACUGAAUAAGCACAACAGAUUUCCUUCCCUGGGGAACCAGUUGGUUUUUACAAUUGUUGCGAAGUUGGGUCAAGUAAUUGUAGAUUUGGAUAAAGACCACAGUUAGCAGACCAAGCAGCAGGUUUUAUCAAGACAACAGGUUUUAAAUUUAGCCAAUCAAUUUGAACUAGGUACUUAGAUACCAAAAAUCUAUUAAAUUUAAAUCUGAUGGUUUUGACAACAUAAGACCAAUCCAAUGUGAGAAAUAUUGUUAUGUCUACAUGGAUAUAAAAGAAGGGGACAGUUGAACAAAGACCUCAAAGCUAACUGCCAUCCGCCAGAGCUAUCAGUUCUCAGCUCUCCCUCUUGAGAGAAAUUGGCUCUCACGGUCAUCUACGUAUUAGAAAAAAUAUCAUCUCAAAGAUAUUGGUACCAACGAUGGAAAAAGGCAUUCCUGAAAGAAAAAUCAGAGGAAGCAUUUCUGACAGAAGACUUGAUGAGAGAAGGCACAGAACAUUCCAGAAGAUGCGUAACUUGACUGUAAUUUCGGGAGACUAAAUUCUACUUUUUUGUAUCUGAGUGGCACUUGUAGUUAUUGGAACAGCAUGCCAUUUGAAUAUUCUAGAAUAAUUAGUAGU
Molecule: messenger RNA, 2627 nt
Organism: Chiloscyllium plagiosum (whitespotted bambooshark)
Lineage: Eukaryota; Metazoa; Chordata; Chondrichthyes; Orectolobiformes; Hemiscylliidae
Product: kelch domain-containing protein 3
Molecular function (GO): protein binding
Source: RefSeq, a predicted model, not a curated record